Messenger RNA from Filobasidium floriforme, 1419 nucleotides. Its product is annotated as pheromone A receptor-domain-containing protein. Gene Ontology annotation, cellular component: membrane. Bases 1 to 1419 code for a protein of 472 amino acids. Gene Ontology annotation, molecular function: mating-type factor pheromone receptor activity. Gene Ontology annotation, biological process: G protein-coupled receptor signaling pathway. NCBI's taxonomy places the organism in Eukaryota, Fungi, Basidiomycota, Tremellomycetes, Filobasidiales, Filobasidiaceae. The transcript is spliced from 7 exons. The record is from RefSeq and is a predicted model, not a curated record.
AUGACGCUCAAUUACCCGGAACUCUUCGUGCCUUCCCUACUAUCCUUCGUCUUGGUUCUCUACGUGGUACCAUGGCAUCUGCGUAUCAGAAACAUCGCGACCUUGUCGAUGUCCUUCUGGAUGCUCGCGCUCAAUCUGGUUCACAUCAUCAAUCCUCUUUUGUGGAAUUCGACCAAUGAACGGAAGGCGACCGUAUACGGGGACAUCUGCUGCGCCAUCAUCGUCGGCUACAACUUUGGCCUGCCGCUAUCCCAUCUCUUGCUAGCGCGUCAACUCGAAGCGCUCACCUCGCUCCGCACCCGUUCGGUCCUGUACGACGUCUCGCUGAAACGCCGGAACAAGAUUGUUGACCUCGGGUUGUGUGGCGUUGUGCCCAUCCUGGGGAUACUCGUACACCUGACGCAGAUGGAUAGGAGGUACUGGAUCGCUGAAGGAUUCGGCGCUAUGCCGAGCACCUAUUGGGACGCAUGGGGUGUGACUUGGAUGGCCAUCGUCCCGAUUGUCAUCGCGGUCGGCGCUCUGAUCUACACAGUGAUGGCUCUGGUCAACGUCUACUUGAGGCGAGCCAGGACGUUAUCGAUGGUCUCGGCGGACAGCCAGACUUCCAAGGACCAGUUCAUCCGGCUAUAUGUGCUUAGUAUCGCCGAGCUCGGCACCUGCCUACUGCGAGCCUUCUUUAACAUGAAUUCGUACCACUCGGGACCUCAACCGUUCAACAAGGAUGUCCACGAAGACAAGCACAUCGACAUGAAGACGAUCGGGCACAUUCCCAACGAGCUCGUUACGGGCAAGGUUCAGCGGACACUAUACCUACAAUGGUACACCGUCGUCGCCUGCAGUGUCGUAUUCUUUUUCUGUUUUGCCACCGGCGCUGAGACGACGAGGUUUUACAAGCGCAUGUUGAGCAAAGUUUUGCCCUUUGUCGCGAAUCCCGACCGUGCGGAUAUGAGUCAUUUGUCGAGCAAGGGGACCGGUACAUUCGGGUCAGCGAAACCGUCGCAAUUCUCGUCACAAGGUACCGUCUCGUCUAGCAAGGAACAAAAGGUCGAUUACGACGGUACCUAUCAGCUGGACUACAUCAACUCACCCAGGACCCCUACUGCCGCCCAUUACAAGGAUUCCCCGCUCAGCCCUACCUACCACGACGGCGCGGAGAUCCGAGGCCGGGUCGAUAGCGAAUCUGUCCCCUUCAACCAGCUUGGCCCGAUCCAGAGUCGAACCGAGACGACCGGUGCUGAUUCGGUCACUGAAUCCAAGUUUGAUGAUAUCGAAGCUCAGAAGUACUGGGAUGAUAUCCUUAGUGCAAGGGCGAGGACGGUACGAAUUGAUAGCACCGGUGUCGAUGAAGAGGGUACGGCGGUAGAGAAGCGCAAGAAGGACAGUUACUACAGCUCGCCGCUUGGUCAGAAUGCUGCCUGA